Phalacrocorax carbo (great cormorant) is the source of this 858-nucleotide messenger RNA. The record is from RefSeq and is a predicted model, not a curated record. Lineage: Eukaryota; Metazoa; Chordata; Aves; Suliformes; Phalacrocoracidae.
AUGGUGGCAUCAAAGUUGGUGCUGUCACUGCUGGUUGUGGCUCUCCUGCUGCAUAUGGCCACCACGCUGAAGAUCAGUGCCUUCAACAUCAAGGCAUUUGGGGACAGCAAGAUGUCCAACCAGACUAUCGCAGAUAUCAUCGUCUCUAUUCUGUCUGGGUACGACAUCACCCUGGUGCAGGAGGUCCGGGAUGCCGACCUGAGUGCUGUGAAGAAGCUCAUGGACCAGCUCAACAGGGCAUCCAUGCACCCAUACAGCUUUUUGAACAGCAUCCCCCUGGGUCAGAGCAGCUACAAGGAGCAAUACCUCUUCAUCUACAGGUCGGACAUGGUCUCUGUGCUGGGAAGCUACUACUAUGAUGACGGCUGUGAGUCCUGCGGGACUGAUACCUUCAGCAGGGAGCCCUUCAUUGUCAAGUUCUCUUCACCCACCACACAGGUGGAGGAGUUUGUGCUGGUGCCCCUGCAUGCUGAGCCCAGCAGCGCAGCAGAGGAGAUCGACGCGCUCUACGAUGUCUACACUGAUGUCAUCAACAAGUGGGCAACUAACAACAUUCUUCUCCUGGGCGACUUCAACGCCGACUGCUCCUACGUGACCAGUGCCCAGUGGCCGUCCAUCCGCCUGCGCUCCCUUGACGCCUGUGAGUGGCUCAUCCCCGACAGUGCCGACACCACUGUCACCAACACCACCGACUGCGCCUAUGACCGCAUCGUUGCCUGUGGCACCAUGCUGCGCCAAGACAUCAAGCCUGGCUCAGCCACCAUCAACAACUUCCAGAAGACUUUCCACCUCCAGAGCAAGGAUGCUUUGGCUGUCAGCGACCAUUUCCCAGUGGAGGUGACCCUGAAAGUCCGCUGA